This is a messenger RNA of Melampsora larici-populina 98AG31, 1332 nucleotides long. RefSeq lists its product as uncharacterized. The coding region runs from base 1 to 1332 and encodes 443 amino acids. The record is from RefSeq and is a predicted model, not a curated record. Lineage: Eukaryota; Fungi; Basidiomycota; Pucciniomycetes; Pucciniales; Melampsoraceae. The transcript has 5 exons.
AUGGCUCUGCGUAAUGGUAAACGAGUAACAACUCCACCUCCACCUCCAAAAAGCUCCAAGAAACGCAAGGCGCCAGCUAAAAAAAGAGCUAAUCUCCGAAAUCAGAAGGAAUUGGACCUUCAAAACUCACAUGAAGUCGAUGAAGAUGACAAAACUCCCACUGGUCCUUCACUUCAAGCACAAGAUGAAGGUCCUCAACCACCAUCAAAGAAUCACCAAGACUCAAAAGAAUUCACCUCUAGGUUUCCGCCCUUGACUCUUCAAAACUAUGAGGAUAAGCUUAAAGAUUGGACCCUUGCCGACCUCAGGAAAGAGCUGAACAAUCAGAAGAAAAAACGUAACAAGCACAAGACUCAAGUUCCUACCGAGAUCAAGACCCUUGUUGAGAUCAUCCGGAUGGGGUAUGAGAAGCGCAUGUUGAUGGCUGCGCUUAUGGGUGGGGUUAGUGAGACCAUGAUUUGGUCACUUGUGCAUUCUGGUCGAAAGAAGGGAAAGAAAACAUGCUGGACAAGGUUCAUGGCCUUUGGGAAAGAGGCUCUUGCAUUAAAUCUGCCACAUCAAAACGACGAAGACGGUUGGGCAGUGCGUAACAAGAAGCUGAGUGAUAUUUGGUCAACUAAAAGCAAAGAAGAGAAAGCUGUCUUCCGCGACCCGUAUUUCUUCGCAUUGGCCGAGCUUCCCGACCUCUCAAAACAACCCGAUGCCAGUCUGAAUGACGAUGGCUUAGAAGAUGAAGAUGAAGACUUAGCUGCCGAGGUUUUGGCCCCAGCCGUACAUAAGCUCACCGACGACGAAAAGGCCAUCUAUCGACCUAUCUUCGAUCAAUUGGUGGACAUUGAGAAGGUUCAUCAAAAUCACGGCAAGCCAGAAAAGACCGAGUCUGUUGCAAAGCUUCAGCUCAAGUCAUUAGCAGGUUUCCGGUCAGCUCAUCAUGAUUUUGCUACAACGUGCCAGCGCUUUCACAUACAUUACCAUUUAGUUGCACUCAGCUGUGAUGUUGAAGACGGGUGGUUGCAAACAUAUUCGACAAAUGCGACUUUUUCGGAAUGGGCUGAAGAAAACUUGAAACUCACCACAAAAUUCAAGUAUUAUGUCCAUGGGAAGGUGGUAGCCCAGGAGAUUGAGACGAAACCACGUGCACCAGUUGACGCUCGCCGAGGUGAACUUACCAGAGAGCUCAACAGACUUCUCAUUGCCUGGGAAGAAAACGUUCCCAAAAAAGGACGAUCCUGCUGCAAUCAUCUUUGGCCGAGGCUGGCCAGUGCGACUUGUACAGAUGCCACAAAGUUCCCUUCUACCAGAAGAGCUUCUUAUGGGCUUUCGGCUUUGUGA